This is a messenger RNA of Drosophila subpulchrella, 1977 nucleotides long. RefSeq names its product NF-kappa-B inhibitor cactus (gene cact). Gene Ontology annotation, molecular function: protein binding. The transcript is spliced from 7 exons. Lineage: Eukaryota; Metazoa; Arthropoda; Insecta; Diptera; Drosophilidae. The coding region runs from base 188 to 1708 and encodes 506 amino acids. The record is from RefSeq and is a predicted model, not a curated record.
ACUCGCUCUCGAUCCGAUGCCAAUCAAAUUCGCAACGCGAAAGAAAGCAGACGUCGCACGGGUACUAUGCGAACUGUAGAUUACAAAUUCAUUUGAGUUCAACACAGAAUAACUGCGCGUGUAAAGGCAAUUUUUGCAAGACAAUUAAAAAGCAAGCCCAACUGAGAGAGCCCGGAAAAGCACGAAAAUGCCGAGCCCAACAAAAGCAGCGGAGGCAGCAACAAAGGCAAAAGCAACAAGUGACUGCAGCUGCAGCGCUGCCAGUGUUGAGCAGCGUGCCCCCGCAAACGCAGCUAACCCCUCACCCUCACUACCCACUAGCGGUAAAUUUGGCGGCAAAACAGAAGAUCAAAAAGCGGCCGCCAUUAACAAGCAAAAGGAAUUUUGCGUGCCAAACGAGACCAGCGACUCGGGCUUCAUUUCCGGCCCCCAGUCCUCGCAGAUCUUCAGCGAGGAGAUAGCCCCCGACUCGGAGGAGCAGAAGGAUCAGCAGAAGGAUACGAAACAGGACCAGGAGGAGCCCCGCAAAGUACAGCCCGUCGUCCUCGAUUCCGGCAUAAUCGACGAAGAGGAGGACCAGGAGGAGGAACAGGACAACAAGGAGGAGGAGGAGCACCAGGACCCCAGCGUCGAUCCAAUGCGACUCAAACACAGCGCGGACACAGGCAUCCCACAAUGGACCGUCGAAAGCCACCUGGUCAGCCGCGGCGAACAGCUCAACAAUCUCGGCCAGAGCAGCACCCAGAUCUCCGGUCGCAGCAAGGUCCAAUCCUCCACAGCCAGCACCACCGCGAAUCAGAAUCCCACGGGAUCAGGAGCCACCUCAUCCGCUCCGCCCAGCAGCAUCAACAACUUGAACGCCUGGGAGCAGUUCUAUCAGCAAAACGACGACGGCGACACACCUCUGCACCUGGCCUGUAUUUCGGGAUCCGUGGACGUGGUGGCAGCCCUAAUUCGCAUGGCCCCGCAUCCGUGCCUGCUGAACAUCCAGAACGAUGUGGCCCAGACUCCCCUUCACCUGGCCGCCCUCACGGCCCAGCCGAAUAUCAUGAGGAUACUGCUACUGGCUGGAGCUGAGCCCACGGUGCGCGAUCGUCAUGGAAACACAGCCCUGCAUCUUUCCUGUAUCGCCGGGGAGAAACAGUGCGUCCGGGCCUUGACAGAGAAGUUUGGAGCCACGGAAAUCCACGAAGCCCACCGACAAUACGGACAUCGUUCCAACGAUAAGGCAGUGAGCUCUCUGAGCUACGCCCGACUCCCCGCCGAUCUGGAGAUUCGCAACUAUGAUGGAGAGCGCUGUGUUCAUCUGGCUGCCGAGGCGGGACACAUCGAUAUCUUACGCAUUUUGGUAUCCCAUGGAGCCGACAUUAACGCUAGGGAGGGCAAAUCGGGCCGCACACCUCUGCACAUUGCGAUCGAGGGCUGCAACGAGGAUCUGGCCAACUUCCUGCUCGACGAGUGCGAGAAACUCAACCUGGAGACGGCAACCUUCGCCGGAUUGACGGCCUACCAGUUCGCGUGCAUCAUGAACAAGUCGCGCAUGCAAAACAUCCUAGAGAAACGCGGAGCGGAGACCGUAACGCCUCCAGACAGUGACUACGACAGUAGCGAUAUCGAAGAUCUAGACGAUACGAAGAUGUACGAUCGCUUUGGCGAUCCGCGCUACUUUGUCAGCUACAACGGUGGCAAUCCCAUGACAGUUGCCUGAAUGCCCCACCCAAUCUGUACAUACGACUUAGACUAAACAUACACGUUAUGAUUAACACAACCCGAAUUCCCGACCUGGUUUAAUUGCUGUUUUCAAAAGCACGCCUUUCCUGCCCAGAAAUGUUUGCACAUUGACACACGUUCACAAACAGAUUCAGGAACUGGAACAUAAUGUACUUACUAUCCCAGCAAGUGGAAGACCGAAACGAAUUGAAUUGCUUGUGUUAACGAUAGUAUUUAGAGCGAAAUAAAGCAUACAAGGAUGCAGAA